AUGGCAGAGAAUCACACCACGAGGACUGCGCCGUUUUACAGCGUCCCGUCCCGUCGUAUCGUCUCCAUCGAGCAUCCUGCCAUUAUCAAGAACGUUGACAAGGCCAUUGAUACGCUUCAAGGAAAGGCGGGAAUUAUCAAAGCCCUUGACCCGCCUAAGGCGGAUACUCCGGCAAACCUUGUGCUUCGGCCAGAGGACGCAAUGUCAAGACCAAUGCAGUCUCUAAGCUCGGCCUCGAAUAACAUUCUUCUCCAAGUGACCGUCCCCAAGCGGACAGGUCGAAAGCGAAAGAGGGGUUCGAAUGAUCCUUUCACCGAUGAUCCAGCUUCUGAGGCUCAUGAUGGGCCGCCACGGCCUACUGCGCGCCAGUUCAUGCGGAGCCUGCGUGAUAACGUAGGGAAGUACCAGGUUGAGCCUGUUGGAUCAGUUGAGCGCACGCAUGUGUUUCGAGGGAUGCCGGACUUUGUCUUCUCAACCACCAAAAGCCCGUUCGUCAAUCGGUUCCGUGAGAAGAUAUUGCCAUUCGAUUUCGAAAAGAUGAAAGAGUUCGACCUAGAUAUGAGUAAAGGAGCCACCUCAAACGUCGACCUCAUCCCUCCUCCCUCUUUCAGCCACGGAGACAUCCCCUUUAACUACUUCUAUCGCCAAAACCCAACCGUUCGCCAAACCCUCGACACUUCCGGCAACAUCACAACAGUCAACACCCAACAAGCUGCUAAAGUCCUCACCCACCUCGUCCCCUUCGACGUCGCCACCGUCCCCUCAUCCCCACGCCCCAACUGCCCCCCAAUCGAAUCCCUGGAACCCGUCCUCCGCGAAACAAUCUCCAUCGUCCUCUCCCGCUUCGAGUCCCGCCCGGCCUGGUCCCGCCGCGCCCUCCGCAACUCCCUCAGCACAAUCGAACAGCGCUACGCCCUCCGCCAUGCAGUCCCUUACGCAGGGUACAUCUUCCGCUCUGGCCCCUGGCGCGACGCCAUCAUCCGCUUCGGCCACGAUCCCCGCUCCGACCCAUCCUCCCGAAUCUACCAAACAACAAUGUUCCGCAUCCUCCCCGGAACCUCCGAGACAGCCCGCGACAACAGAGAGAGCAGAGACACCUCCGGCGGUCGCCGGCACACGCUCCUCCCGCGCCCCAACGACCUCACCAACCCCGAAGCUGCAACAUCCGAAACAUCCCACCUCUUCACUGGUCAACCCCCAUUACCGCUAGACGGCCGAAUGUGGAUGUUCUGCGAUAUCACAGACCCGCUCCUCCAAUCCAUCCUCUCCCCCUCCCCCGAACCAGCAAACUUCCUCCGCAAAACCUGCGACACCACAGUCGAUGGGUGGUACGGCAAUGGCACGACGGCCAAGCUAAAAGCCAUAAUGAGGCACAAGAUCCUGGCUUUAUAUGAAGGGCGCACCACCGAUGAUUCCGAGUACGCGGCGCUCCUGGACUUGCCGGACCAUGCGAGCCCUGCAACGGGGCUUGCUGGGUUUGGUCUUGAUCCUGGGCGUGCGACGGCUACGGCUAUGAUGCUUGGGACGGAGAUUAGGAGUACGAUUAAGGGGGCAUUGACGUGGAAGGAGAUGGUGAGGGGGAAACAGGGGAGGGGUGAUGGUGGUGGUGGAAACGAAGAGCAGGGUGGAGUGAAUGUAGAAGACGAAGGCGAGGGAGAAGGGGUAGAAGAGGAAGAAAGUGAAGGUGAGGAAGAGGCGAUUGAGCAGGAGGAAAUGAUGGAGGCGGCGGCUGAGGCUGUGGAGUCAGCUGCGAAGCGGAAAGAAGAGGAAGGCAAUGAUAAUGAUGACGAUGAUGUGGAUGAUGAGAUGGAAGGAUGA
Molecule: messenger RNA, 1818 nt
Organism: Aspergillus puulaauensis
Lineage: Eukaryota; Fungi; Ascomycota; Eurotiomycetes; Eurotiales; Aspergillaceae
Product: transcription factor TFIIIC subunit TFC1
Exons: 3
Coding region: 1-1818 (605 amino acids)
Biological process (GO): transcription initiation at RNA polymerase III promoter
Cellular component (GO): transcription factor TFIIIC complex
Source: RefSeq, a predicted model, not a curated record